AUGCUCUUGAAGGCCAUCCUCGCCACAGCUAUUACAGCUACUUCAGCUGUUGCUGCUCCUCUCGAAGCGCGCGACGUAACAACAGUAACAGUAACAGCAACAGAAUGCUCAGGAUCAACAACCACACCAAAACUAUCACCACCAUCAGGAUCAUCUUCCUACUUUUCUCCAUCAGACACCUGGCAGUACUCUGUUCAUAAUGGCGCUAUUGCAGCUGCCCCGAACUUUGUCGAGAUCUACAAGAGCACUGGCAACGGCGGCAAGGAUCAGUCAGCCCUUGUGACUUUCACCUAUCCUGUUGCCGCUAAGGGCAGACAGUGUCAGCUGGAGUUCCACCUCCCUGCUGAAGCGAGUCCUGCCGGAAGCAAGAAGAUCCAAGUGUUCAGCAGUAACAAGCCGGCUCCAGGUCCUACCAGCAGCUGGGCUCCCGGAAAUCAGCGCGGUAACCAUGUCGGAACCCUGUCAGUUGUAGCAGGAGGAGCUGCCACUUGGGAUUCCGCUCAGAAGCCCUCUCUCGCCUUCAAAACACCUUGCAAGGCACCUGGUACUGUGGAAGCAUUUGAGUUUGUAGGACAAUCCUCGUCGCCUACCCCAGACCCUAUCCCAAAUCCACCAAUCCCAGGCGAUGCAGCACCAUCAGCCGAGGUUCUCUUUAACUGGGUGAAUACCUUCGCAAAGGAUCAUGGGUUUGGUAUUGUUCGACGGAAUGCCUACUCAUAUAAAGGCCGGAAGAUCAGAUAUUCAUUCCAAUGCGAUCGAUUCAGAGAACCUAGGCCUGCUGAAGGCGUAGGGAUCCGACAACGUAAAUCCAGGAAGUGUGGUUGUAAGUGGAUGGUCGUUGCAGAGGCGUUAGAGGAGGGUAAGUGGCUUUUACGACAGCACUCAAACCCCGAACACAGCCAGCACAACCACGGGCGCAGCAUCGGAACAUCUGCCCAUCCCUCCCAUAGGAGGCUCACUACGGCUAUUAGGGCUACAAUUGAAUCAACAAGCCGUAGGGUUGGAAUCCUGGCUCGCGAUGUACGGGCUGUCGUCCGGGAGCAACAUCCCGAGUCUGUCUUUACACAGAGGGACAUCUAUAACGCUAGGUCUCUUAUUAACUACGAUAAGUUCGAUAAAUAUACAUCUACAGCAGCACUUAUUAAGCUCUUUGACGAGAGGGAGAUUCCCUAUCUCGUUAAGUGGGUGGACGACAACCCGGAACGUCUUCUUGGCCUCGUCUAG
Messenger RNA from Fusarium venenatum, 1224 nucleotides. RefSeq lists its product as uncharacterized. NCBI's taxonomy places the organism in Eukaryota, Fungi, Ascomycota, Sordariomycetes, Hypocreales, Nectriaceae. The record is from RefSeq and is a predicted model, not a curated record.